Messenger RNA from Lontra canadensis (Northern American river otter), 1597 nucleotides. RefSeq names its product 6-phosphofructo-2-kinase/fructose-2,6-biphosphatase 4 (gene PFKFB4). NCBI's taxonomy places the organism in Eukaryota, Metazoa, Chordata, Mammalia, Carnivora, Mustelidae. Bases 49 to 1458 code for a protein of 469 amino acids. The transcript is spliced from 14 exons. The record is from RefSeq and is a predicted model, not a curated record. Gene Ontology annotation, cellular component: cytosol. Gene Ontology annotation, molecular function: 6-phosphofructo-2-kinase activity; fructose-2,6-bisphosphate 2-phosphatase activity; ATP binding. Gene Ontology annotation, biological process: fructose metabolic process; fructose 2,6-bisphosphate metabolic process.
CCGCUGCUGGGUCGGAAGCCGCCCAGUCCGACUCAUCACGUCCAAGGUAUGGCGUCCCCACGGGAAUUGACCCAGAACCCCUUGAAGAAGAUCUGGAUGCCGUACAGCAAUGGGCGGCCCGCUCUGCACGCCUGCCAGCGCCGUGUUUGCAUGACCAACUGCCCAACGCUCAUUGUCAUGGUCGGCCUGCCCGCCCGGGGCAAGACCUACAUCUCUAAGAAGCUGACUCGCUACCUGAACUGGAUUGGUGUGCCCACCCGAGAAUUCAACGUUGGCCAGUAUCGCCGGGACAUGGUUAAGACGUACAAGUCUUUUGAGUUUUUCCUUCCAGACAACGAAGAGGGCCUGAAGAUCAGGAAGCAGUGUGCGCUGGCAGCCCUCCGUGACGUCCGGCGGUUCCUCAGUGAGGAGGGAGGCCAUGUGGCGGUUUUUGAUGCAACGAAUACCACCCGAGAACGGAGAGCGACCAUCUUUAAUUUUGGGGAGCAGAAUGGCUACAAGACCUUUUUUGUGGAGUCCAUCUGCGUGGACCCCGAGGUCAUAGCUGCUAACAUCGUGCAAGUGAAACUAGGCAGCCCUGACUACGUGAACCACGAUAGUGACGAGGCCACGGAAGAUUUCAUGCGGCGCAUUGAGUGCUAUGAGAACUCGUACGAGUCCCUGGAUGAGGACCUGGACAGGGAUCUGUCCUACAUCAAGAUCAUGGACGUGGGGCAGAGCUACGUGGUGAACCGCGUGGCCGACCACAUCCAGAGCCGCAUCGUGUACUACCUCAUGAACAUCCAUGUGACACCCCGCUCCAUCUACCUCUGCCGACACGGGGAAAGCGAGCUCAACCUCAAGGGCCGGAUUGGCGGGGACCCGGGCCUGUCCCCCCGGGGCAGGGAGUUCGCCAGAAGUCUGGCCCAGUUCAUCCGUGAUCAGAACAUAAAGGACCUAAAGGUCUGGACGAGCCAGAUGAAGAGGACCAUCCAGACAGCCGAGGCCCUGGGUGUGCCGUACGAGCAGUGGAAGGUCCUCAACGAGAUCGACGCGGGUGUCUGUGAGGAGAUGACCUAUGAAGAAAUUCAAGAUCAUUAUCCACUGGAAUUUGCCCUGCGGGACCAGGACAAGUACCGGUACCGGUACCCCAAGGGGGAGUCCUACGAGGACCUGGUCCAGCGCCUCGAGCCUGUCAUCAUGGAGCUGGAGAGGCAAGAGAAUGUGCUGGUCAUCUGUCACCAGGCCGUGAUGCGCUGUCUCCUGGCCUACUUCCUUGAUAAGGCGGCAGAGCAGCUGCCCUACCUCAAGUGUCCACUGCACACCGUCCUGAAGCUGACCCCUGUGGCGUAUGGUUGUAAAGUGGAGUCCAUAUUCCUGAAUGUGAUGGCUGUGAACACGCACCGGGACAGGCCUCAGAAUGUAGACAUCUCGAGGCCCCCGGAGGAAGCCCUCGUCACGGUCCCUGCGCACCAGUGACUGUGUCUCCUCCACCGCCACCCCCAGGCAGAUACUGAGCUCUGCCGGUGCGGUCAUAACAGGCCCCCUGGCCCGUGUGACAGUUUCUCUGCUGGAAUAUCCCAGAGGCCAUGCACUGGCCCCCCUGCUUCCUCACUGA